This is a messenger RNA of Cucurbita moschata (crookneck pumpkin), 1747 nucleotides long. RefSeq names its product pheophytinase, chloroplastic. The coding region runs from base 141 to 1466 and encodes 441 amino acids. The transcript is spliced from 7 exons. The record is from RefSeq and is a predicted model, not a curated record. Gene Ontology annotation, molecular function: chlorophyllase activity. Gene Ontology annotation, biological process: chlorophyll metabolic process. Gene Ontology annotation, cellular component: chloroplast. Lineage: Eukaryota; Viridiplantae; Streptophyta; Magnoliopsida; Cucurbitales; Cucurbitaceae.
AUACGUGUAUGUGUUUCGGUCACCCAAAAAAAUGAUCGAUCCCAUUUGGUUUGCAGCAAGGCACUGUGAAAUCCAAUCUGGAUGCAUGCCUAAUCGCCAUCCCCUCCGCUCCACGCCGAUUCUCAACUCUCAACAUUCCGAUGUUUGCUGCAACGCUGGGAACCGUCUCAGCUCAUUCCUUUCUCUCUCAGUUCGGCUCCAUCGAUGCUUCUCACGCUCAUUCAAGCUCCGCCUCCACCUCCCUUGUAAUCCACAGGCCCCUCUUUAAACAACCUUCCAACUUCCCUGCCGGAGCUUCCCUCUCUCAGUCGAGUUUCGGAGUUCUCGAUACUUCACCUGCUUCGCCGGAAUCAGUUCGACGCGCUCAGGUGCAUGUGAAUGUGCAGCAAAUAAUUCAGAAAAAGAGGAACCUUUUUGUCAGAUACAGCAACAGGGCUGGUAGGUUUUUUGGUCUCAGUAAGAAUCCAUCUGCUAGUGCAGCAGUGGUUACUGCAACGUCCUCAGCAUCUGUGGGCGUUGGGGCUGCUCUGGAGGUGCAAGAAAUACGGGAGAGAUCCAACAAGUGGCAAUGGAACCAGUACUCCAUAAACUAUUUCGUUUCUCAUUAUCAACCUUCUCAACAGCAACAUCAAUCAAGUGUAGAUCCUCCUGUCGUCCUUUUAGUUCAUGGAUUUGGAGCUUCUAUUCCUCAUUGGCGCAGGAAUAUUAGCGCAUUGUCUCAAUACUCAACUGUCUAUGCCAUCGACCUUCUUGGCUUUGGUGCAUCUGAUAAGCCUGCCGGCUUUGCAUAUACCAUGGAAACAUGGGCUGAUUUGAUAUUGGAUUUUGUGAAAGACAUCAUUAAGAGACCAACUGUGCUAGUGGGUAACUCAGUGGGAAGCCUUGCUUGUGUGAUUGCUGCUUCAGAUUCUAGUCGCAAUCUAGUUCGAGGACUUGUGCUCUUAAACUGUGCUGGUGGCAUGAACAAUAAAGCAAUUGUUGACGAUUGGAGGAUCAAACUGUUAUUACCUUUGCUUUGGCUGGUCGAUUUCUUAUUGAAUCAACGGAGAAUUGCUUCAGCUCUGUUUGAGCGUGUCAAGAAGAGAGAUAGCUUGAGGAACAUUUUGUCGUCCGUAUAUGGAAACAAGGAAAAUGUGGAUGAAGAUCUGAUAGAUAUAAUAUUAGAACCAGCCAAUGACGAAGGGGCACUUGAUGCAUUCGUUUCAAUCGUAACGGGGCCACCAGGGCCGAGCCCAGUGCAACUAAUGCCAAAAAUUUCCGUGCCUGUUUUGAUUUUAUGGGGAGAUGAAGAUCCAUUCACGCCACUUGAUGGUCCUGUUGGGAAGUACUUCUCCAAGUUAUCUAUGGAAGCUCCAAAUGUCAGUCUUUGUGUGUUGGAAGGGGUAGGACAUUGCCCUCAUGAUGACAGGCCUGAAUUAGUGCAUGAAAAGCUCCUUCCAUGGCUGGCUCAGCUUCAUGCUUUGUAACAAGUUUUUCUGCAUCCACAAGAUCAUAGGUGUAUCUGUUUGUAUAGCCAAAUUACCAGCUUUUCUGCAGUCAAGUUGGUAUAUCAUUCAAAAUGUCAGUCAUAGUUUGAUAUUAUUUAAUUGUAAAGGGAAAAAUUCGCAAUUCUUAGGUCAAACAAUUGCCAAUGAUCAUGUAUUUUGUACCACAUUUUCUCACUAAAUAGACGAUUGCCUGUAAUAUAUAUAGUACCUUUGUCUUUGCAUGUUAGUAUAUGGGCGAAUGUAAUAUGGUACCUUCGGCU